Molecule: messenger RNA, 2227 nt
Organism: Myripristis murdjan (pinecone soldierfish)
Lineage: Eukaryota; Metazoa; Chordata; Actinopteri; Holocentriformes; Holocentridae
Product: protein phosphatase 1, catalytic subunit, gamma isozyme
Exons: 7
Coding region: 689-1660 (323 amino acids)
Cellular component (GO): nucleus; cytoplasm
Molecular function (GO): protein serine/threonine phosphatase activity
Source: RefSeq, a predicted model, not a curated record
GAGGCGUGUCAUAGCUUGAGAAACAGCACGCAUUCGCUGGUUAAAUACAGGUUAAAGGGGGGAAAUUAAAAUUAAAAGGACCCAUUGUAGUACCCUACCAACCAAAGGAAGUGACUAGUCUCUUUAACAAACAGGAACUAGACGCUGUCACGGCAGAGCUACAGGCCCCACACAGUCCGUUUCGAUUUCACACAAUCUCCUUUUCACUGUUUUCUAUUUCGGGAUCCGUCCUUUUUUCCUGUAAACGCUCUCUCGUUUGUAGCACUUCGUACAAGAGCUCCGUCUCCAUUCCAGUACAGCAGAUGGCAGCAGCCGAGCAGCCACGGUCCAGCCUCCUGUGAGCAGCUAGCUAGCCCGUCUAGGUGCGGCAUAAAGAGCAGGCAGGGGACACAACCGCUAGCUAACGGCUAGUGCGGCUGACGUUCAUGACUUUAGUCCCGGUUUUCAGCGGACGCCAGCUUUAAAUGCGGGUUUUUUUUGAAAAGUGAGAUGUUCAAGUAGGUUAUUAGAUUGAUGAAGGCGUCAGUGAGCAGCUAAACAUAAUCAGGGUCACAUCACGUCUCUCAGCCAGAAAACCCACCAAGCUAACAUUAGGUAACGUUAGCUAAUGCUAGAAUAGCUAGCUCGCAGAAGCUAAACACAAGACCCAGAUUUCACCGAGUCCAUUUUAAUAGCCUCCAACGUCGCAAUGGCUGAUGUUGACAAACUCAAUAUAGACAGUAUCAUCCAGCGCCUUUUAGAAGUCAGAGGAGCAAAGCCUGGCAAGAAUGUGCAGCUGCAGGAGAAUGAGAUUCGUGGAUUAUGCCUCAAGUCAAGGGAGAUCUUUCUCAGUCAACCCAUUCUUCUGGAGCUUGAAGCCCCUCUCAAGAUCUGCGGUGACAUCCACGGGCAAUACUAUGACUUGCUGAGGCUGUUUGAGUAUGGGGGCUUCCCUCCAGAGAGCAACUACCUGUUUCUGGGAGACUAUGUGGACAGAGGGAAGCAGUCUCUGGAGACCAUCUGUCUACUGCUGGCCUACAAAAUAAAAUACCCUGAGAACUUCUUCCUGCUGAGGGGAAACCAUGAGUGCGCCUCAAUCAACAGAAUAUAUGGUUUCUAUGAUGAGUGUAAAAGAAGGUACAACAUCAAGCUUUGGAAAACAUUCACAGAUUGUUUCAACUGCCUCCCCAUUGCCGCCAUUGUUGAUGAGAAGAUCUUUUGCUGCCAUGGAGGACUGUCACCUGACCUUCAGUCCAUGGAGCAGAUCAGACGCGUCAUGCGCCCCACCGAUGUGCCCGAUCAGGGUCUGCUCUGCGACUUGCUCUGGUCUGAUCCAGACAAGGACGUUUUGGGCUGGGGGGAGAACGACAGGGGUGUAUCGUUUACCUUUGGCUCAGAGGUGGUGGCCAAGUUCCUGCACAAGCAUGACCUAGAUCUGAUCUGUCGUGCCCAUCAGGUUGUUGAGGAUGGCUAUGAAUUUUUUGCAAAGAGGCAGCUUGUGACUUUGUUCUCAGCACCAAACUAUUGUGGGGAGUUUGAUAAUGCUGGUGCCAUGAUGAGUGUGGAUGAGACCCUCAUGUGCUCGUUUCAGAUUUUAAAACCAGCUGAGAAGAAGAAGCCCAACGGCAGCCGUCCUGUGACUCCCCCCCGCAACAUGGUCACUAAGCAAGCCAAGAAAUGAGGGGGACACAUUUUGGGAGACUCACUCCUUAUUCUGCUUUCGUCUUUUGCAUUUGAAGGAUUGGAUUUCCUUCGUGCUGCCAAUACUGAAAAGAAAAAAAAAAAUCCACUCCUACCCGAUGAAAGCAAAAUAUUUUGUUGUUUUGUCCACAAGGGUAAAUUGAUAUUUCACCAUGAAAACCUCAGGUGUUUUGCACUCCAUUUUGCAACUAGUCUUUGCCACAUAUGACUGUUCAAUCAGGAAAAAUGUAACAAUACAGCUAAUUAUGCACAGGAAUGCCUUGUUUAAAGCUGUGCACAAUUUUUCCCUUUUUUUUCAUGUCAUUAAUUUCACUCAUCACAUUUUUCUCACUGUCAAUAAUGGGUAUUAAUAGUUAUAAAAAAAAAAAAAAAAAACAACUGUGGAAAAUGUCACAAACACCUGUUUAUUUCUGUAAAACUUUAUUUAUCAUAGGACAUUGACUCCACUCUGCAUCACCACAUUUUUAAAACAAGUCUUGUGCUAAAUUAAAUGAAUAAAGAAAACAUUCUUGUAAUGUCUAAAUCUUUCUAAUAAACUUUGAGCGUA